AUUGACGGGUGGUACGAUUGGCGACAGUGGAUGUGACCGUUCCAGCUGUCUAAUGUCAAAAAACUGUUAACCUACAAGUGUUAACUGCGUUGUUUUUAUUACUGUUUUGUUUAGAUGUAUAUUAUGACAUUAAAAAGGCCAUUUUCCAUGUAAUAACGAUGGCCAGUAUAAACAAAUCUUUCCUUUAUGGAAUCUGUUUCGCCUCAAUUACGUGGAUAAUAUCGCUAUAUUUAUACAUAAAUCUUACAAAUAACGAGCCUACAACCACCCACAUACCUUUUAAGUUUGCAAAAACUGGCCAUCCUUUAAACAGUUUUGAUCGUGAUUAUAAAGUUUCAAAAUCGUACAGAUUAAGAAGGAAAUUCUUCAAUCAAGGCACUAACAGCAAACAACUGAUAAAUAAGCUACAGCCCGUGUACCCAAAAUUAAGUACAGAUAAGAAUGAACUGAGCCAACUUGGCCUAGUUAAAAACAUUGAUGAUCAGAGAAAGAAAGACGAAGGUUACAAGAAGCACGCUUAUAAUGUUUUGAUAAGUGAGAGAUUAAGUUAUCACAGGGACGUGCCAGACACGAGGAACGAGUUGUGUAAAAAUAUUUCAUACUCUGCUGAUUUGCCAACAGCUGCAAUUAUUAUUUGUUUCUACAAUGAACAUUAUUACACUCUUUUGAGAACCGUUCAUUCAAUUAUUGACAGAACGCCAGCUUCAGUACUAAAAGAAAUUCUCCUGGUUGAUGAUUUUAGUGAUCUGGAAAAUUUACACGAAAAUCUUUCAACCUACAUUACCAAAAAUUUUGAUGACAGGGUUAAAUUAAUAAAAACUGAGAGGAGGGAAGGUUUAAUUAGGGCACGGUUGUUUGGGGCCAGGAGGACUAAGCAGGAUGUGAUAAUAUUUUUAGACAGCCACAUUGAAGUGAAUGUUGGCUGGAUUGAACCGUUAUUGCAACGGAUUAAGGAUAAUUACACCAAUGUCGCAAUGCCUGUCAUUGACAUUAUUAACGCCGACACUUUUGCCUACACAGCUAGCCCUCUAGUCAGGGGAGGCUUCAACUGGGGCCUCCAUUUCAAAUGGGAAAAUUUACCCAAAGGCACUUUAUCUACAAAAAUGGAUUUUAUUAAGCCAAUUAAGUCGCCGACGAUGGCGGGAGGUUUGUUUGCCAUGAGCAGGAAAUAUUUUACGGAUUUGGGCGAAUACGACGCUGGGAUGAAUAUAUGGGGUGGCGAAAAUUUGGAAAUUUCAUUCAGGAUAUGGAUGUGUGGUGGGCGCCUUGAGUUGAUUCCCUGCAGUAGAGUGGGGCACGUUUUUAGGCAAAGGCGCCCAUAUGGGGCCCCUGAUGGGCAGGACACAAUGCUGCACAAUUCUCUCAGAGUCGCAAAUGUCUGGAUGGAUUCUUACAAGGAGUAUUUCCUGAAUCACCGUCCUGAUGCGAAAAGGAUUGACUUUGGCGACGUUUCGUCACGAGUUCAGUUGAGAAAAGAGCUAAAAUGCCACGAUUUUGACUGGUACUUGAAGAAUGUGUACCCAGAGUUGGCUCUGCCCACUGAUAAUGAAGAGAGAUUGAAGAAAAAAUGGACAGCUUUGGAGAGCGAUAAAUUCCAACCGUGGCAUUUGCGAAAACGGAAUUACGUCGAUCAGUAUCUGAUGAGAUUAUCUAAUACCUCUUUAUGUGUUCAAGCAGCUAAAGAUAUAAAGAGCAAAGGCAGUAAUCUAGUUUUGAGGAAAUGUGUUAGAACGAAGAACCAAAUGUGGUACCAAAGUGAUAAAAAUGAGUUGGUUUUGGGACAACUGCUUUGCUUGCAAGCCGGUAAGAAGCUUCCUAUUUUGUACAAGUGUCACGAAAUGGGCGGAGAUCAAGAGUGGAACCAUAAGGGAGAGAACAAAUCUGCGAUUUAUAACAUAGCUGCAGGCACAUGUCUAGGAGCAGAAGAACAAAAACUUGGCGCUUUUAUAACAAUGAAGCUAUGCUCAGACCCGAAUUUAAUUAGUUGGGAUAUUGUAAGGUGAAAAAGAUUGAUUAUUUUUGACGUUUCUAAAAACCAAUAGAAAUUUUUAAUUCUAUAGCCAGUUUGAUAAAACGUCAAAAAAUAAUUCAUCGGAACACAGGAGAAUUCGAUCAAUCAGAAAUUAGUUCCCCAAAUUUUUUACGAAAGUGUUGCCGUUUGGUAACUCAUUUUCCCAAAUUAUUUUUAAUUUAUUUGUUCUUUUGUGAUAAUCCUGUUGAAUAUUGUUUAAGACUGAUUUGCUAAUUAAGGCCACAAUCUUUUACAUAAUAAGAUUAACUCUUUACUGUUAUAUAUUUUGAUAAAUGUUUUGGUGUUAUUUUUUGCCCUUUAUAUAAAUAUAAAAUUGUCAUUGCUCUCUUGAAACGAACGAAUUCCAAUAAAAUAUUUUUUAAAGUA
Messenger RNA from Tribolium castaneum (red flour beetle), 2398 nucleotides. RefSeq names its product Polypeptide N-acetylgalactosaminyltransferase 35A (gene Pgant35A). Gene Ontology annotation, cellular component: Golgi apparatus. Gene Ontology annotation, biological process: protein O-linked glycosylation; regulation of Notch signaling pathway. The transcript has 7 exons. NCBI's taxonomy places the organism in Eukaryota, Metazoa, Arthropoda, Insecta, Coleoptera, Tenebrionidae. Gene Ontology annotation, molecular function: Notch binding; polypeptide N-acetylgalactosaminyltransferase activity. The coding region runs from base 159 to 2003 and encodes 614 amino acids. The record is from RefSeq and is a predicted model, not a curated record.